ACACUCACACUCGCUCACACCUGUGCAGCUCCUCCCUCGGUGAGCGCGCGCCAUCCAAUGAGAGACGCCAUCCACACAGUGCGUUGUUGGCUUCCUCCGUCUCAAACACGCAUACGCCGCCACACACGCACACACACACAGCCUGGUAGUCCACAUACAGAGCACGAGCAUCUCCGCGUGAAAGCUUAACCAUGGCCGAGGGAGGAGAAGGCGAGGACGAAAUCCAGUUCCUGCGGACUGAUGAUGAGGUGGUCCUACAGUGCUCAGCCACAAUCCAUAAGGAACAACAGAAACUCUGUCUGGCUGCUGAAGGCUUCGGAAACAGACUCUGCUUCCUUGAAUCCAUCUCCAACUCCAAGAAUGUGCCUCCAGAUCUGUCAAUCUGCACUUUCGUGUUGGAGCAGUCGCUGUCAGUACGAGCCCUUCAGGAGAUGCUGGCCAACACCGAGGACAAGGCUGAGGGGCAUGUAGUGGUGGAAAUAUGGACGGCCCAGGGUGGCGGCCAUCGCACCUUACUGUACGGACACGCUGUCCUGCUGCGACACUCCUACAGUGGAAUGUACCUGUGCUGCCUGUCCACCUCCCGCUCAUCCACAGACAAACUGGCUUUUGAUGUUGGACUGCAGGAAGACACCACAGGCGAGGCAUGCUGGUGGACCAUCCAUCCAGCAUCAAAGCAGCGGUCGGAGGGUGAGAAGGUCAGAGUGGGAGAUGAUCUCAUCCUGGUCAGCGUCUCCUCUGAGAGAUACUUGCAUCUGUCCUACGGUAACGGCAGUCUCCAUGUAGAUGCAGCCUUCCAGCAGACACUAUGGAGUGUGGCUCCCAUCUGUUCUGGCAGUGAAGUAGCACAAGGUUACCUUAUUGGAGGGGACGUCCUGCGCCUCCUUCACGGUCACAUGGACGAGUGUCUGACCGUUCCGUCUGGGGAGCAUGGGGACGAGCAGAGGAGGACAGUGCACUAUGAGGGGGGAGCAGUGUCCAGUCAUGCCAGGUCCCUGUGGAGGCUUGAGACAUUGCGGGUUGUGUGGAGUGGGAGUCAUAUCCGCUGGGGUCAGCCGUUCAGACUGAGACACGUGACCACAGGGAAGUAUCUGAGUCUGAUUGAAGACAAAUCUCUGCUGCUGAUGGACAAAGAGAAAGCUGAUGUCAAGUCCACAGCCUUCUGCUUCAGGUCCUCCAAGGAAAAGUUGGACCCUGGCGUGAGGAAGGAGGUGGAUGGGAUGGGUGUUCCUGACAUUAAGUAUGGCGACUCUGUGUGUUACAUCCAACAUGUUGACACCUACCUGUGGCUCACGUACCAGACUAUUGAUGCCAAGUGUGCACGCAUGGGUGGAGUACAGAGAAAGGCCAUCAUGCACCAUGAGGGUCACAUGGACGACGGGCUGACGCUGUCUCGGUCACAACAUGAGGAGAGUCGCACUGCCAGAGUCAUCCGCAGUACUGUGUUUUUGUUCAACCUCUUCAUCAGGGGUCUGGACACUCUAAGGAAAAAGGGGAAGAGCUCCACUCUCGAACUCCCAAUAGAUUCAGUCAGUCUGAGUCUGCAGGAUCUGAUCGGCUACUUCCAACCACCCGGAGAUCACCUGGAACAUGAAGACAAGCAGAACCGCCUGAGAGCUCUGAAGAACCGGCAGAACCUCUUUCAGGAAGAGGGAAUGAUCAGCCUGGUGUUGGAGUGUAUUGAUCGUCUUCACGUCUACAGCAGUGCAGCUCAUUUUGCUGAGGCAGUAGGAAGGGAGGCAGGAGAGGCCUGGAGCUCCAUCCUCAACUCCCUCUACCAACUACUGGCUGCACUGAUCAGAGGGAACAGGAAGAACUGUGCUCAGUUUUCCGGUUCAUUGGACUGGCUGAUUAGCAGACUGGAGAGACUGGAGGCCUCUUCUGGUAUACUAGAGGUGCUUCACUGUGUGCUGGUGGAGAGUCCUGAGGCACUGAACAUAAUCAAAGAGGGACACAUCAAAUCCAUUAUAUCUCUGCUGGACAAGCAUGGACGCAACUACAAGGUUCUAGAUGUGUUGUGUUCACUGUGUGUGUGUCACGGCGUGGCAGUGCGCUCCAACCAGCACCUGAUCUGUGACAACCUGCUGCCAGGAAGAGAUCUGUUACUGCAGACCCGCCUGAUCAACCACGUAAGCAGCAUGCGUCCCAACAUCUUCCUGGGAGUCAGUGACGGCUCUGCUCAGUACAGGAAGUGGUACUACGAGCUGAUCGUGGAUCAGGCGCUGCCGUUCGUCACAGCGGAGGCCUCUCACCUCAGGGUGGGCUGGGCCAACACCAGUGGCUACGCACCCUACCCCAGCGGGGGAGAGGGGUGGGGUGGCAAUGGGGUGGGUGAUGACCUCUACUCCUACGGCUUUGAUGGACUCCACCUCUGGUCAGGCUGCAUCGAGCGGACUGUUAGCUCACCCAAUCAGCAUCUUCUGAGAGCAGAGGAUGUGGUGAGUUGCUGCCUGGACCUCAGUGUGCCCAGUAUCUCCUUCAGGAUCAACGGCCAGCCGGUCCAAGGCAUGUUCGAGAACUUCAACUCUGACGGCCUCUUCUUCCCCGUGGCCAGCUUCUCUGCAGGAGUCAAGGUGCGUUUCCUCCUCGGGGGUCGUCACGGGGAGUUUAAGUUCCUCCCUCCUCCAGGUUACGCUCCUUGCUUUGAGGCGGUGUUGCCCAGGGAGAAGCUGAAGCUGGAGACCAGUCAGGACCAGACCGAAGCCAAAGACCUGCUGGGACCCACCGUCACCAUGAGCCAGGCAGCAUUCACGCCCACACCUGUGGACACCAGCCAGAUUGUGCUGCCACCUCACUUGGAGAGGAUCAGGGAGAAACUCGCAGAAAACAUCCAUGAACUGUGGGUGAUGAACAAGAUAGAACUGGGCUGGACCUUCGGGGCAGUGCGAGAUGAUAACAAGCGGCAACAUCCCUGUCUGGUGGAGUUCUCCAAGCUUCCCGAGCAAGAGCGGAGCUACAACUUACAGAUGUCUCUGGAGACUCUCAAAACUCUCCUGGCCUUGGGUUGCCAUGUUGGCCUAGCAGAUGAACACGCUGUAGAGAAAGUCAAGAGCAUGAAACUGUCAUCAACCUAUGAGUUGUCCGGUGGUUAUAAACCUGCUCCUCUGGACCUGAGUCACAUCAAACUGACCUCCACCCAGGAAGCCAUGGUGGACAAACUGGCUGAGAACGCGCACAACGUCUGGGCAAGAGAUCGCAUCCGCCAGGGCUGGACCUAUGGCAUCCAACAGGAUGUGAAGAAUCGUAGAAACCCUCGACUGGUCCCCUACGUUCUGCUGGAUGAGAGAACCAAGAAGUCCAACAAAGACAGUCUGAGAGAGGCCGUCAGGACUCUGCUGGGAUAUGGCUACAACCUGGAAGCUCCUGACCAGGACCAUGCAGCUCAAUCUGACCCCAGCAACGUAUCUGCUGAGAGGUUCCGCAUUUUCAGAGCAGAGAAAACCUACUGUGUUAAUGCAGGGAAGUGGUACUUUGAGCUGGAGGUAUUAACAGCAGGAGAGAUGAGGGUGGGCUGGGCUAGGCCAGGAUGCCUUCCAGACCAGGAGCUGGGAUCUGAUGACCAGGCCUUUGUCUUUGAUGGAUUCAAGGUCCAGCGAUGGAACCAGGGUAAUGAGCACUUUGGGCGUGCGUGGCAGACAGGCGACGUGGUGGGCUGCAUGGUGGAUCUGAAUGAACACACCAUGAUGUUCACACUUAAUGGAGAAGUGCUGCUGGAUGACUCUGGAUCGGAGCUGGCCUUCAAGGACUUUGAAGUUGGUGAAGGUUUUAUCCCAGUGUCCAGUCUGGGUGUGUGUCAGGCGGGCAGAAUGAACUUCGGUAAAGACGUCAGCACUCUGAAGUACUUCACCAUCUGCGGCCUGCAGGAAGGCUACGAACCGUUUGCUGUCAACAUGAACCGGGACGUCACCAUGUGGCUCAGCAAGAGGCUGCCUCAGUUCGUUCCCGUCCCCCCCAACCACCAACACAUGGAGGUGACAAGGAUAGAUGGGACAGUGGAGUCGUGUCCUUGCCUAAAGGUCACCCAGAGGUCAUUUGGUUCCCAGAACAGUUACACUGACAUUACCUUCUACAGAUUGAGCAUGCCCAUAGAGUGUUCAGAGUCCUUCUCCAGAUCCUCAACCAGCGACAGCCUCUUCUCACCAAAGAGGGAGCUGGAGGACUUUGAAACUGUGUCAGACUUUGAGGUCCUGAUGAAGUCUUCUCAUGGUCACAACGGUCCCAAUGGACCGGACAGAGACGAAUUCAACAACCACAAAGAUUAUAACCAGGAGAAGCCCUCCAAACUCAAGCAGCGGUUCAUGUUGAAGAGAAACAAGCCAGACAACAGCUGUCCAUCAUCUGCUCGUCUGUCAGAGGAGGUGAUGGCUGAUGACAGAGAUGAAUAUGAAUUCCUCAUGCAAGCCUCUACUCACUACUACUCUGUGCGGAUCUUCCCUGGUCAGGAGCCCAGCAGCGUUUGGGUGGGCUGGGUGACCUCUGACUUCCACCAGUACGACCCGGGCUUUGAGCUGCACAACGUCCGAACUGUCACUGUUACCCUGGGAGACGAGAAGGGCAAAGUUCAUGAGAGUAUAAAGCGCAGUAACUGUUACAUGGUGUGGGCCGGAGAGAGCAGCAGUCCCGGUCAGGGGAGGAACAACAACGGCUUAGAGAUCGGCUGUCUGGUCGACACAACAAACGGAUUGCUGACAUUCACAGCCAAUGGCAAAGAACUCAGCACAUACUACCAGGUGGAGCCCAGUACUAAGCUGUUCCCAGCAGUCUUUGCCAAGGCCACCAGCCCCAAUGUCUUCCAGUUCGAACUGGGGCGUAUUAAGAAUGUGAUGCCUCUGUCAGCUGGUCUGUUUAAGAGUGAGAGGAAGAACCCAGUUCCUCAGUGUCCUCCACGGCUUCAUGUCCAGUUUCUCACCCCUGUAUUAUGGAGUCGUGUUCCCAACCACUUCCUCAAGGUGUCAGCAUCCAGAGUGAAUGACAGACACGGCUGGCUGGUCCAGUGUAACGAACCUCUGCAGUUCAUGUCUCUGCACAUACCUGAGGAGAACAAGUCGGUGGAUGUCCUGGAGCUGUCAGAGCAGAGGGACUUAUUAAAGUUUCACUACCAUACCCUCAGACUGUACUCGGCAAUCUGUGCUCUGGGAAACAACCGGGUGGCACACGCCCUCUGCUCCCACGUCGACGAGGCACAGCUCCUGCAGGCUAUAGAGAAUAAGUACAUGCCAGGUUUGCUUCGUGCGGGCUACUACGACCUCCUCAUCGACAUCCACCUGAGCAGCUACACCACGGCUCGCCUCAUGAUGAACAACGAGUACAUUGUUCCCAUGACGGACGAAACCAAGAGCAUCACCCUGUUUCCAGAUGAGAAGAAGAAACACGGCCUGCCGGGCAUCGGCCUCAGCACGUCCCUGAGACCCAGAAUGCACUUCUCGUCCCCGAGUUUUGUCUGCGGGACCGGACCGUCGUCUCGUAACAACGGCAACAACGGAUCGGGAGACUGUUUCCAGUACAGCCCCGAGUUCCCCUUAGAUAUACUGAAAAUGAAAACCAUCGAGAUGCUAACGGAGGCGGUGCGGGAGGGAAGCAUGCACGUACGGGAUCCAAUAGGAGGCAGCACUGAGUUUCUCUUCGUCCCCCUCAUCAAGCUGUUCUACACCCUGCUCAUCAUGGGAGUGUUUCAGAGUGGAGAUCUGAAGAACAUCCUCAGGCUGAUUGAACCGUCUGUGUUCUCUGAAAGAGGGGAAGGGCAGGAGGACGCACACACGGAGCUGGAGGUGGUGAAGGAUGGAGAGGACGGAGGGAGGAACAUGCCUAAAGAAGGACUGUUACAGAUGAAGCUACCGGAGCCUGUAAAACUCCAGAUGUGCCACGUGCUGCAGUACCUGUGUGACUGCCAGGUGCGUCACCGUAUCGAGGCGGUGGUGGCCUUCUCUGACGACUUUGUGGCCUGUCUCCAAGACAACCAGCGGUUCCGCUACAAUGAGGUGAUGCUGGCGCUCAACAUGUCUGCAGCCCUCACUGCCAAGAAGACCAAAGAGUUUAGAUCUCCUCCACAGGAACAGAUCAACACGCUGCUGAACUUUAAGGAUGAGAAGCAGGAGUGUCCGUGUCCCGAAUACAUCCGAGAACAGCUGCUCGACUUCCACGAGGAUCUGAUGAGGCACUGUGGUAUAGAGUUGGAGGAGGAGCAAGGGAUUGAUGGCGACAGUGACUUCACCAUCCGAGGUCGACUCAUGUCAUUGGUGGAGAAAGUGGCUUACCUGAAGAACAAGAUGGGAAACCUGCCGAAGGAGAAGAAAGAAAAGAAGCCCAGUACGUUACAGCAGUUGAUUUCAGAUACGAUGGUCCGCUGGGCUCAGGAGUCAGUUAUUGAGGAUCCAGAGCUGGUCAGAGCCAUGUUUGUCCUGCUCCACCGCCAGUAUGACGGCAUUGGAGGACAGGUGCGGGCCCUUCCUAAGACCUACACUAUAAACUCUGUAUCGAUCGAGGACACCAUCAACCUGUUGGCCGCUCUGGGUCAGAUCAGAUCUCUGCUGAGUGUCCGUAUGGGAAGAGAGGAGGAGAAACUGAUGAUCAGAGGGCUGGGUGAUAUCAUGAACAACAAGGUGUUCUACCAACAUCCUAACCUGAUGAGAGCUCUGGGGAUGCAUGAGACUGUCAUGGAGGUCAUGGUCAACGUACUCAGUGGAGGAGACUCCAAGGAGAUCACCUUUCCUAAGAUGGUGGCCAACUGUUGUCGUUUCCUCUGCUACUUCUGUCGAAUCAGCCGUCAGAACCAGAAAGCCAUGUUCGACCAUCUCAGCUACCUGCUGGAGAACAGCAGCGUUGGCCUCGCGUCUCCGUCCAUGCGAGGAUCUACUCCUCUGGAUGUGGCUGCAGCAUCAGUCAUGGAUAAUAAUGAAUUGGCCCUGGCUCUAAGAGAGCCAGACCUGGAGAAGGUGGUUCAGUACCUGGCCGGCUGUGGGCUGCAGAGCUGUGUGAUGCUGGUGCGUAACGGAUACCCCGACAUCGGCUGGAACCCUGUGGAGGGUGAACGCUACCUCGACUUCCUGCGCUUUGCCGUCUUCUGUAACGGUGAAAGUGUGGAGGAGAACGCCAAUGUUGUGGUGAGGCUUCUGAUUCGCCGACCAGAGUGUUUUGGCCCGGCCCUCCGGGGUGAAGGAGGUGAUGGGUUGUUGGCGGCGAUUGAGGAAGCCAUUAAGAUCUCUCAGGAUCUGUCCAGAGACGGUCCCUCUCCUACGUCUGAGAGCAGCAAGACACUCAGUGACAUGCUGGAGGAAGAGGAAGAUGAUACCAUCCACAUGGGGAAUGCCAUCAUGACCUUCUAUGCUGCUCUCAUUGACCUGCUGGGCCGCUGUGCUCCAGAGAUGCAUUUAAUCCAUGCCGGUAAAGGUGAAGCGAUCCGUAUCCGAGCCAUCCUGAGGUCUCUGAUUCCCAUUGAAGACCUGGUGGGAGUCAUCAGCAUUCCAUUCUUCAUGCCCAGCCUGGCUAAAGAUGGGUUGGUGGUGGAGCCAGACAUGUCAGCUGGUUUCUGUCCGGACCAUAAAGCAGCCAUGGUCCUGUUCCUGGACAGGGUCUACGGUAUAGAAGACCAAAAUUUCCUGCUACACCUGCUGGAAGUCGGCUUCUUACCAGACCUGAGAGCUGCUGCCUCUCUGGACACUGUCGCUCUCAGUGCCACAGACAUGGCACUCGCCCUCAACAGGUAUCUGUGCACGGCCGUGUUGCCUCUCCUGACUAAAUGCGCUCCACUGUUUGCGGGGACGGAGCCGUUCGCCUCGCUGAUCGACUCCCUCCUCCACACGGUCUACCGCCUGUCCAAAGGCUGCUGCCUCACCAAGGCCCAGAGGGACGCCAUAGAGGAGUGUCUGCUGGCUGUUUGCGGUAAGCUGAGGCCUUCCAUGAUGCAGCAUCUGCUGAGGAGGCUGGUGUUUGACGUUCCUCUGCUUAAUGAACACACCAAGAUGCCUCUGAAGCUGUUGACCAAUCACUAUGAGCGCUGUUGGAAGUAUUACUGCCUGGUUGGAGGCUGGGGCAGCUUUGGAGCUGCGUCAGAUGAAGAGCUUCACCUCUCCAGGAAACUGUUCUGGGGAAUAUUCGAUGCUCUGUCACGCAAGCGGUAUGACCAGGAGCUGUUCAAGCUGGCGUUACCGUGUCUCAGCGCGGUGGCUGGAGCUCUCCCUCCGGACUACAUGGAGUCCAACUACAUGGCCAUGAUGGAGAAACAGUCGUCCAUGGACUCAGAGGGAAACUUCACUCCACAGCCUGCAGACACUAACAAUGUGACCGUUCCAGAGAAACUGGACUAUUUCAUAACCAGAUAUGCAGAGCACAACCAUGAGAAGUGGUGUAUAGAAAAGUUUUCCAAUGGCUGGUCAUAUGGGGACCAGAUGUGUGAAAUCUCCAAGAGCCUCCCUUUACUGAAACAAUACAAAGGCCUCUCUGAGAAGGAUAAGGAGGCGUAUUGCUGGCCAGUCAAAGAGUCUCUGAAGACCAUGCUGUCAUGGGGCUGGAGCAUCGACAGGAUCAGAGAGGGCGACCCGGCCAGCAUCCACAACAAGACCAGGAGGAUAUCACAGGCCAGCCAGCAGUCUUUUGAAGGAGCUCCAACAUUCAGCCCCAGGCCCAUUGAUAUGAGCAAUGUUACACUGUCUAGAGACAUGCAGUCAAUGGCAGAGCUGCUUGCAGAGAAUUAUCAUAAUAUCUGGGCCAGGAAAAAGAAAAUGGAGCUGGAAGCCAAAGGUGGAGGAAACCAUCCUCUGCUGGUUCCCUACGAUACGCUGACCGCCAAAGAGAAAUCCAGAGACAGAGAAAAGGCACAAGACGUCCUCAAGUUCCUCCAGAUCAACGGCUACACUGUGUCCAGAGGUGUGAAGUCGCAGGAGCUGGACACUCCAGCUAUAGAGAAACGAUUUGCCUACACCUUCCUCCAGCAGCUCAUCACAUACGUCGACCAGGCGCACCAGCACAUGAUGGAGUUUGACCUGGGAACGAGACAGAAGGGGGAGAAGAUUCCUCAUGAACAACAGAUUAAGUUCUUUGGAAAGGUCGUCUUGCCACUGGUGGAUCAAUACUUUAAAAACCACAGGAUGUACUUCCUGUCCACAGCCAUCCAUCCAAUCAGCAGCGGAGGCCACGCCUCCAACAAGGAGAAGGAGAUGGUGACCAGUCUUUUCUGCAAACUGGGAGUUCUUGUCAGACAUAGGAUAUCCUUAUUUGGUAACAAUGCCAUAUCCAUAGUCAACUGUCUGCAGAUACUGGGACAAAGCCUGGAUGCAAGGACAGUGAUGAAGACUGGUCUGGAGUCAGUGAAGGCAGCGCUGCGGUUGUACUUCGACAGCGCAGCAGAAGAUCUGGAGAAGACGCAGGAGAACCUGAAGCUGGGCCAGUUCACCCACAGCAGAGAGCAGCCGCGAGGUGUCACUCAGAUCAUCAACUACACCACCUUCGCCCUGCUGCCCGUCCUCUCCUCCCUGUUCGAACACAUCGGACAGAACAUGUUCGGGGAAGACCUCAUAUUGGAUGACGUCCAGGUUUCCUGCUACAGAAUCCUCAACAGUCUCUACUUUCUGGGAACCAACAAAAGCAUCUAUGUAGAGAGACAGCGUCCAGCGUUAGGAAAGUGUUUAGCUGCCUUCUCAGCAGCCUUUCCUGUUGCGUUCCUUGAGCCUCACAUCAACAAGUUCAACAGCUUCUCCAUCUACAACAGCAAAGGAACUAAAGACAGAGCGGCUCUAGGUCUUCCAGGGCAGGUGGGGGAGGUUUGUCCUCUCAUCCCAAACUUAGAUAAGUGUCUGGAGGAGAUCAUGGAGUUGGCAGAGUCUGGCAUGAGAUACACUCAGAUGCCCCAUGUCAUGGAGGUGGUGUUGCCAAUGUUGUGCAGCUACAUGUCUCACUGGUGGGAACACGGACCAGAGAGCAACCAAGACAAAGCCGACAGCUGCUGCACCUCUGUGACUUCAGAACACAUGAACACUCUGCUGGGAAACAUCCUCAAGAUCAUCUACAACAAUCUGGGAAUAGAUGAAGGGGCCUGGAUGAAAAGACUAGCUGUCUUCUCUCAGCCAAUCAUCAGCAAGGCCAAAGCCCAGCUGCUCAAGACCCACUUCCUGCCUUUGAUGGAUAAACUCAAAAAAAAAGCAGCAGUUGUGCUGAUGGAUGAGGAGCACAGCAAGGCAGAGGGGAGGGGUGAGAUGUCAGAGACAGAGCUCCUCAUCAUGGACCAGUUCACCAUACUGGUCAGAGACCUGUACGCCUUCUACCCUCUCCUCAUACGAUUUGUUGACUACAACAGGGCCAGAUGGCUGAAAGAGUCCAACCACGAGGCCGAGGAGCUGUUCCGCAUGGUGGCCGAGGUUUUCAUCUUCUGGGCCAAGUCUCACAACUUCAAGAGAGAAGAGCAGAACUUUGUGGUCCAGAAUGAAAUCAACAACAUGUCCUUCCUCAUCACUGACACCAAGUGUAAGAUGGCAAAGGGAAUAAUGUCAGACCAGGAGAGGAAGAAGUUGAAGAGGAAGGGAGAUCGAUACACGAUGCAGACGAGUCUCAUCGUUGCCACUCUGAAGCGCCUGCUGCCUGUUGGACUCAACAUCUGUGCCCCCGGAGAACAAGAGCUCAUUGCACUGGCUAAGAACCGCUUCACCCAGAAAGAUACAGAGAAGGAGGUUCGAGAGAUCAUCAAGAACAAUCUGCAUUUACAAGGAAAGCUGGAGGACCCAGCUAUUCGUUGGCAGAUGGCUCUGUACAGAGACCUCCCUAAUCACUAUGAGGACACCUCGGACCCACAGAAGACUGUGGAGAGAGUUCUGGACAUCGCUCAUGUCCUCUUCCACCUAGACCAGGUUGAACACCCUCAGCGCAGUAAGAAGGCCGUGUGGCACAAACUGCUGUCCAAACAGAGGAAGAGAGCAGUGGUUGCUUGCUUCAGGAUGGCUCCGCUCUAUAACUUGCCCAGGCACCGGGCUGUCAACCUGUUCCUGCAGGGCUAUGAGAAGUCCUGGAUUGAGGCAGAGGAACACUACUUCGAAGAUAAACUCAUCGAGGACCUCGCUAAACCAGGUGACCAGGAGCCAGCUGAGGAAGAAGAGGGGAUGAAAAACAUUGAUCCGCUGCAUCAGCUCAUUCAGCUGUUCAGCAGAACAGCCCUCACAGAGAAGUGUAAACUGGAUGAGGAUAUUCUCUACAUGGCCUAUGCUGACAUCAUGGCUAAGAGUUGUCAUGAUGAAGAAGAUGAGGAUGGAGAGGAAGUGAAGAGUUUUGAAGAGAAAGAGAUGGAGAAGCAGAAGCUGUUGUAUCAGCAGGCUCGGCUGCACGACCGCGGAGCUGCUGAGAUGGUGCUGCAAACCAUCAGCGCUAGCAAAGGUGAGAUGGGUCCCAUGGUGGCCUCUACUCUGAAGCUGGGCAUAGCUAUUCUCAACGGAGGAAACUCUACUGUACAGCAGAAAAUGUUGGAUUAUCUGAAAGACAAAAAGGAUGUGGGCUUUUUUCAGGGCCUGGCUGGUCUGAUGCAGUCGUGCAGUGUUCUGGAUCUAAAUGCAUUUGAGAGGCAGAACAAAGCAGAAGGACUGGGAAUGGUGACAGAGGAGGGAUCAGUCAUCACUCAUGAGCGUGGUGAGAAGGUCAUGCAGGAUGAUGAGUUCACCUGUGACCUUUUCCGCUUCCUGCAGCUGCUCUGUGAAGGACACAACUCAGACUUCCAGAACUACUUGAGGACGCAAACAGGGAACAAUACAACAGUCAACAUCAUUAUCUCUACUGUUGACUACCUCCUCAGAGUACAGGAGUCCAUCAGUGAUUUCUAUUGGUAUUAUUCUGGGAAAGAUGUGAUUGACGAGCAGGGCCAGAGGAAUUUCUCCAAGGCAAUAAAUGUGGCCAAGCAGGUUUUCAAUACACUCACAGAAUACAUCCAGGGUCCGUGUACCGGCAACCAGCAAAGUUUGGCCCACAGUCGACUGUGGGACGCUGUGGUUGGCUUUCUGCAUGUCUUCGCACAUAUGCAGAUGAAAUUGUCUCAGGACUCCAGUCAGAUUGAGUUGCUGAAGGAACUGAUGGAUCUUCAGAAAGACAUGGUGGUCAUGCUGCUGUCUAUGCUGGAGGGUAACGUGGUGAAUGGAACCAUUGGGAAGCAGAUGGUGGACAUGUUGGUGGAGUCCUCCAACAAUGUGGAGAUGAUCCUCAAGUUUUUUGACAUGUUCCUCAAACUGAAAGACCUGACCUCCUCCGACGCCUUCAAGGAGUAUGACCCCGACGGAAAAGGUGUCAUCUCCAAGAGGGACUUCCACAAGGCUAUGGAGAGCCACAAACACUACACCCAGUCUGAGACCGAGUUCCUGCUCUCCUGUGCUGAGACUGAUGAGAAUGAACUCCUGGACUAUGAAGAAUUUGUGGAGCGCUUUCAUGAGCCAGCCAAGGACAUUGGCUUCAAUGUGGCGGUUCUGCUGACCAACCUGUCGGAGCACAUGCCUCACGACACGCGGCUGCAAACCUUCCUGGAGCUGGCAGACAGCGUCCUCAACUACUUCCAACCGUACCUGGGCCGCAUCGAGAUCAUGGGCAGUGCCAAGCGCAUCGAAAGGGUCUACUUUGAGAUCAGCGAGUCCAGUCGAACACAGUGGGAGAAACCUCAGGUCAAAGAAUCCAAGCGUCAGUUCAUCUUUGAUGUGGUGAACGAAGGAGGGGAGAAGGAGAAGAUGGAGCUGUUUGUGAACUUCUGCGAGGACACCAUCUUUGAAAUGCAGCUGGCGGCUCAGAUGUCUGACGCUGGCGAGCGCAUGGCGAUGAAAGAGGAGAGCGAGCGGGAGAAGCCCGACGAGGAGAACCCUGAGAUGGGCUUCUUCUCUGUAACCACUGUCCGCAUGGCUCUGUUAGCUCUGCGCUACAACGUCAUGGUGCUGAUAAAGGUUCUGUCCAUGAAGAGUUUGAAGAAGCAGGUGAAGAAGAUAAAGAACAUGACAGUGAAGGACAUGGUGACCACCCUGGUGUCCUUCUACUGGUCGGUGUUGCUGGGCCUCCUCCACGUGGCGUUCAGUGUGGCCCGAGGAUUUUGCCGAAUCUUCUACAACACCUUCAUGGGAGGCAAUCUGGUGGAGGGGGCCAAGACCAUAAAGGUGUCAGAGCUGCUGGCCAACAUGCCCGACCCCACCCAGGAUGAGGUGAGGGGUGAAGGGGAGGACAGAGAGAAGAGACCCUCCGACCGCGCUAAAGAGGACCUGGCUGACCUGGCGGUCAACACCGAGGGGACCGAGCUGCUGUCAGACAUUUUUGGCCUAGACUUGAGACGAGAGGGGGGCCAGUACAAGAUCACCCCGCACAACCCCAACGCCAGCCUGACCGAACUGCUCAACUCCCCGGUUCCAUCCCCGACCCCCCCGACCCCACCCACAGCACCCCCACCUGAGCUCAGACGGAGGCAUCAGUCCACGAGCUCUUCCUCAGAGGAGAAGGAAGCAACAGCAGAGACAGAAUGUGAACCUGAGAAAACAUCAGAGGGUGGACAUAUAGAGAAACAAGAGAAACAAGAGAAACAACAGAAGACUGAGAAGAUGAAGCCAAAAGUGAGAAGGCAUCACACCUCAAAGUCUGAUGAACCGGAUCUGCAUGAGUCUGCCUUCCUGAAGAAGAUCAUAGCCUACCAGAGGAAACUACUGAACUACUUUGCCAGGAACUUCUACAACAUGAGGAUGCUGGCGCUGUUUGUUGCCUUUGCAAUCAAUUUCAUCCUCCUCUUCUAUAAGGUCUCUACAUCCUCGUCUGUGGUUGAGGAAAGGGAAGUGGUGUUCGCCAGCAGCCAACCGGACACCAGCGUCAUUUGGGAUCCGCUGGGAGGAGGAGAAGCAAUGGAGACGACGAAGGAGGAGGUGGUGGAUGAGGCCGGGGAGCCCCUGAAGCCCGUCACUGUGCGUUUUGUCCUGGAGGAGAGCAGUGGAUACAUGGAGCCCAUGUUACGGAUCCUGGCUGUCCUGCACACUGUCAUCUCCUUCUUCUGCAUCAUUGGAUACUACUGUCUCAAGGUGCCUCUGGUGAUCUUUAAGCGUGAAAAGGAGGUGGCCAGGAAGCUGGAAUUUGAUGGCCUUUACAUCACAGAACAGCCAUCUGAGGACGACAUCAAAGGACAGUGGGACAGACUGGUAAUCAACACACAAUCUUUCCCCAACAACUACUGGGAUAAGUUUGUGAAAAGGAAGGUGAUGGAUAAAUACGGAGAGUUCUACGGCCACGACCGCAUCAGUGAGCUGCUGGGAAUGGACAAGGCUGCUCUGGACUUCAGCGACUCUCACAAGAAGAGAAAGCCCAGGAGAGACAGCUCACUGGCUGCUGUGCUGAACUCCAUUGAUGUCAAGUACCAGAUCUGGAAGCUGGGGGUUGUAUUCACAGACAAUUCCUUCCUGUAUCUGGCCUGGUAUAUGACCAUGUCCAUCCUGGGUCACUACAACAACUUCUUCUUUGCCGCCCAUCUGCUCGACAUCGCCAUGGGCUUCAAGACACUCCGUACCAUCCUGUCCUCAGUCACACACAAUGGCAAACAGCUGGUGUUAACCGUCGGCCUGUUAGCAGUGGUGGUGUACCUCUACACAGUAGUGGCCUUCAACUUCUUCAGGAAGUUCUACAACAAGAGCGAAGACGGAGAACUGCCAGACAUGAAGUGCGACGACAUGUUGACAUGCUACAUGUUCCACAUGUACGUCGGUGUGAGAGCAGGAGGUGGGAUCGGUGACCAGAUUGAGGACCCGGCGGGUGACGAGUAUGAGAUCUAUCGCAUCAUCUUUGACAUUACCUUCUUCUUCUUUGUCAUCGUUAUCCUCCUGGCCAUCAUCCAGGGGUUGAUCAUUGAUGCGUUUGGAGAACUGAGGGACCAGCAGGAACAAGUGAAAGAAGACAUGGAGACCAAAUGUUUUAUCUGUGGAAUAGGUAAUGACUACUUUGACACAGUGCCACAUGGCUUUGAAACGCACACGCUACAGGAGCACAACCUAGCCAACUACUUAUUCUUUGUGAUGUAUCUCAUCAACAAAGAUGAAACAGAGCACACAGGCCAGGAGUCUUACGUAUGGAAGAUGUACCAGGAGCGUUGCUGGGAGUUUUUCCCUGCUGGUGACUGUUUCCGGAAACAGUACGAGGAUCAGCUCAACUGAUCUAUUCUUGGGAGCAGCGAACUCUUUCAUACUGUAACCAGUUCAAGGCCCUCUACAGCCAUCUUCCCUUUGCUUAUCCCUCAAACCUUUCUUACUGCUCUCUAAGGGGGUCCCCGUUCUACCGAAGACAACGGGUUCAACAUUCGGCUCCACCUCCCAGGCUGGGAGGAACUACAUCUCCAGCCUCGUCGGCAGGCCCCGCCCUAAGCCUUUUCUCCCAGCUCUUCCUCAUCCAGGCACUCGACUCGCCGGCUCUGCCCCAACUUCCAGCACACUUUGUUUGGAAUGCUUCGAAACUCUGACUUUGUACAUAGAAAAAUAUCAGAGUAUAUGCUGUACAAUAUGUGACUGGUGGCACGUCAAAGGUUUUUGGCUCAGAUGAUGACUUCUUUGCUUCAUCUUAUUUUACAUUCACAGUAACAAGCAAAAAAUAUACAAAGGAAUAACGGAGCAAGGCAACAAAAGGAAGGACAAGAUGGAGAGUGGAAAGGAAAAUUCAGAGCGAAUGCUUCCUGAAGGACUUUCAGGACAAUGAUCCGAUACACAAAGAGCAGAUGUUAGUAUGAUGAUGUUUACGACUUUUCAUGUGUACAAUGCACGUUGCAUGUAGGUGCAGGGGGUGGACACAAAAAAGGAAACACCUGUACAACCCUGCUGUAAUCCAACACAACAGCUCUGCAAUAAUCGGACCUUAGAGAAGCGUCAGCUUUUGUUAAGACUGUCAAAGAGGUGAUUAAACUCUUAAGGUAUCUUUUUUUGUAGUUUGUGACACAAGUGGGAAAAUAUAAGGUGCCUCUACAUAAUAAUCUAACACCACCACCAAACUACAGUGUCCAUAAUUACCACAGAGUCGAGUCGACACCUCUGCGACACUGUCGACAAAAACUGAACAUCCUGAACAAAUAGGGCCGUAGUACUGGAUCGAAUUAAAAGUAUAGUUUACGGGUGUUAAUACUGUGUCCACACCCUGUACAUGCCAACACUGUGUGUGAAGGGCUCCUUAACUAAGUGUUCACAUCGCUAGCAACAUGGUCCAUUUUUGUUCCAGCGGAGCUGAGUGACCUUGGAAACUCAGCCAAAGUACGGACGUCAACAAAUCACAAUCCUCCCAUCAGCUUUCAAGUUAUCUACAUCUCUUUUUUUCUUUGGAAAGACUACAGAUAUAAAAAUAAAUGUCCCCAAAACUAUGCUUGCAAAAUGGGUUGAAUCCAUUAUUGACAUGUUUGUUAGCUGAUUUUUUUUUUUUUUCUCAUUCAAUCUUUUGCCCCCAGUAGCAGCAUGGCCUUGGGAUAGACAUGUCUGUUCGUCCAACACUCUGG
Messenger RNA from Sebastes umbrosus (honeycomb rockfish), 16444 nucleotides. RefSeq names its product ryanodine receptor 2a (cardiac) (gene ryr2a). Gene Ontology annotation, molecular function: protein binding; calcium ion binding; ryanodine-sensitive calcium-release channel activity. Bases 192 to 15125 code for a protein of 4977 amino acids. Gene Ontology annotation, biological process: calcium ion transmembrane transport; intracellular calcium ion homeostasis. Gene Ontology annotation, cellular component: sarcolemma; smooth endoplasmic reticulum; Z disc. The record is from RefSeq and is a predicted model, not a curated record. The transcript has 116 exons. Lineage: Eukaryota; Metazoa; Chordata; Actinopteri; Perciformes; Sebastidae.